AACGUAGUCAUUUUUACUGGUCUAUGAUUUGUAUGAAGAGACCACAUUCGGUGGCUCACACAUUUGGAUUUGAUUCAGGGCACGUUCGUUCGGAGUGAUUCUAGAGCAUACGUUGUAGCGUUUAGCGCAGAAAGUGAUCAAAAAUGCCGAGUCAAGAAGUACUCACGACGAAAGUGGUGGUUCACCCUUUGGUGCUACUAAGUGUAGUGGAUCAUUUUAAUCGUAUGGGAAAAAUUGGAAACCAAAAAAGAGUAGUUGGAGUGCUUUUAGGAUGUUGGAGAGCGAAGGGGGUAUUGGAUGUGUCAAAUAGUUUUGCAGUACCCUUUGAUGAGGAUGACAAGGAUAAAUCUGUAUGGUUUCUUGACCACGAUUAUUUGGAAAAUAUGUAUGGGAUGUUUAAAAAAGUUAAUGCUCGCGAAAAGGUAGUGGGAUGGUAUCAUACUGGACCUAAACUUCAUCAAAAUGAUGUGGCAAUUAAUGAAUUGAUUAGGAGAUAUUGUCCAAAUUCAGUAUUGGUUAUAAUUGAUGCCAAACCUAAGGACUUGGGUCUUCCUACAGAAGCUUACCAAGCUGUUGAAGAAGUUCAUGAUGAUGGUUCACCAACCUCUAAAACCUUUGAGCAUAUCCCAAGUGAAAUUGGAGCAGAAGAAGCGGAGGAAGUUGGUGUAGAACAUUUACUUAGGGAUAUAAAAGACACGACUGUUGGGACACUUAGCCAAAGAAUUACAAAUCAGCUUCUUGGCUUGAAAGGACUUCAUGCUCAAAUUCGAGAAAUCAAAGAUUACCUCCUUCAGGUGGGCAAUGAUAAAUUACCCAUCAAUCAUCAAAUUGUCUAUCAACUGCAAGAUAUCUUCAACUUGUUACCGGAUAUGACGCAAAACACUUUCGUUGAUUCUCUUUAUGUGAAAACGAAUGAUCAAAUGCUGGUAGUUUACUUAGCAGCUCUGGUCAGAUCCAUCAUAGCUUUGCAUAAUUUGAUCAACAACAAGUUGACUAAUCGCGACGCGGAGAAAAAGGAGACGGACAAGAAAGAAGCAAAAAAGGAUGAAAAGAAAGAGGAGGAUAAAAGGGACGAGAAGGAAAAAGCUAAAGUGAAGUGAUGGAUGAUUGGAGAGUGAUCUUAAAACCGGUCAAAGUGGCGAUCGGUCAAUUAAACUUAAGAACGAUUUGAAUUUUUUGUAUAAAUCUAUCGUUAGUAAAGAUCCCUUCAACCUGUACAAAUCAACAUCGCAUUCUGAAGAAAUGACGGUCGACGACUUAGCGAAUACUUGAAGUAAACAAAGAGAAUAUUUACGAGCAAUGAAACAUGGUGGAGCAUCGAUACAUUUUUAAUUGCAAAUGAAAAUCAUACAAGAGCAUAAUAAAGUUAGCUGGAUACUCAUACAAAGACAAGUCUUCAAUAGCUGUGAUGUUUGCAGAGCAACUGGUAAGAUGACGCUCAAUGUAUGCAUUUUUAUAUAUCAUUCUUUGAACAAUUAACUAAGAAAAGAAGUAGUUUAACUAAAAGAAUAUAGCAUCGUAUGUUUGGCAAGAGAUUUGUACUCUUGUCAAUAAUUCAAUGAAAAUUAAAUUCUUUAUUUAGCAUGAAGAAAACUUCGCGAUUUCUUAAACCAUCAGAAAAUUCGGACCCAACUUUUGGUGCACUUUACCGAACGUUACACUGUCCAUUACUUUUGUUUUCUCCAUUUUAUUCAUAUAGCGUAUGAUUCUUCGAUCGUGAUACUGCCGAUCUGUACUAAACAAUGUAUUUUAUAUAAAACCUAGCUUUCACGAGGCCGAACUGCAUUAUUAAUAAAAGUCCAUCAUUCGUCUA
Cephus cinctus (wheat stem sawfly) is the source of this 1813-nucleotide messenger RNA. RefSeq names its product 26S proteasome non-ATPase regulatory subunit 7 (gene Rpn8). The transcript is spliced from 5 exons. The record is from RefSeq and is a predicted model, not a curated record. Gene Ontology annotation, molecular function: protein binding; metallopeptidase activity. Gene Ontology annotation, cellular component: proteasome regulatory particle; proteasome complex. Gene Ontology annotation, biological process: proteasome-mediated ubiquitin-dependent protein catabolic process. Lineage: Eukaryota; Metazoa; Arthropoda; Insecta; Hymenoptera; Cephidae. The coding region runs from base 144 to 1100 and encodes 318 amino acids.